Prosopis cineraria is the source of this 1459-nucleotide messenger RNA. Its product is annotated as ethylene-responsive transcription factor 3-like. Gene Ontology annotation, molecular function: DNA binding; DNA-binding transcription factor activity. Gene Ontology annotation, biological process: regulation of DNA-templated transcription. The record is from RefSeq and is a predicted model, not a curated record. The transcript has 2 exons. NCBI's taxonomy places the organism in Eukaryota, Viridiplantae, Streptophyta, Magnoliopsida, Fabales, Fabaceae. The coding region runs from base 281 to 940 and encodes 219 amino acids.
AAAUCAUCAGACAACCGCACCAACACACGACAGGGAAAUCUGAAGAGAAAGGGAAAGAUUUUUGUAAAAAGGAAAAAAAAUAUUUAGAGAAAAAAAAAACAAAAGAAAAGAAGAGAGAUGAAGAACCAGGAUUAAGGAUUAUUCCCUUGAAGGAGGUGGUGAUGGUGGCUGGUGAGAUUGUUCAUAUCUUCAAAACCUUAACCUUAUUUGUUCUCUCUCUCACCAACCAUCUCCAAUCGAACCUUCUUCUUCUUCUUCAUCUUCAUCAUCUUCGUCCCCCAUGCGACGAUCUAGAGCCGCAGAUCCAACAACAGCCACAAUCAGCAAACAGAUCGGUCUAGAAUUGAAGAACCCAGUGAAGGAAAUCAGAUUCAGAGGCGUGAGGAAGCGGCCAUGGGGUCGAUUCGCCGCGGAGAUCAGAGAUCCAUGGAAGAAAGCGCGUGUCUGGCUCGGCACCUUCGACUCCGCCGAGGAUGCUGCGCGUGCGUACGACGCGGCGGCUCUGUCGUUUCGCGGACCAAAGGCCAAGACCAAUUUCCCUUUGACGAACCCUGAAUCGGGCUUGUCUCAGAUUCCUUUUUAUAAUCAGAGAGAUUUCGAAGACCAUCAUCGUAAUCUCUCGAAGUUCGAUCCUUCCGUUCAGGUGAAUCGGCCGACGACGAGCAGUAUGAGCAGCACCGUCGAGUCUUUCAGUGGUCCGAGGUUGUCCAAUCCGGUGCUGUCGGUCCCGAGGGUUCAGCGAAGGCCUGUGAACCCUGUUCCACCAGAUGAUUGCCAUAGUGAUUGUGAUUCUUCGUCUUCGGUAAUUGAGGAUGAGGAUUGUGUCCUCACUUCUUCGUUCUGCAAAAUCCUCCCGUUCGAUCUGAACCACCCGCCGCAGAUGGACGACGACAACGGCCUCUCUGCCGAUGACCUCCAAGCCACCGUCUUACGUCUCUGAUGCCCCCGAUGAUGACGAUGAAAAUUUUGCUGUUUUGGGACAAAGGUUCCAUGGAAUGGAAUGGAAUGCUUACGGAUUGCCAAUAGUGGGAAAGUAAAGUAAAAGUGAAAUUUUUGGUUUCCAUUUUUUAUUUGGAUUUAAAUAAAAAUAAUCUAGGCGGCUUAUGGAUAGAUAAAUUUAAAUUUAGAUUUUAAAUUUAAAAUCUACAUUUAAAAAUCAUGUUUAAAAAAAAAAUUUGCUUGGCUAGUGUGAAAAUUUAAGAGUGACAAGUUUAUUUCUACGAAAAGGGCUGAGUAAUAGAGGUGCUAAUAAUAAAAACACAAAUUGAAUGAGGGGGAUGAAAUGGUCAAAAUUUGUAAAAACAUUUUAAAAUUAUAAAAGAGUUAUAAUAAAAAUUAAAUUUGAAAUUAAAUUAAAAUGAUUAAAGUGUCAAAAUAUUCUGAAAUUUUGUUGUAAGGAGUAUUAGGUAUUUUAAAUUUUUUGUUUGAAGUAAUAUUGCUUUAAAAUUAAAAAAAAAUA